Molecule: messenger RNA, 717 nt
Organism: Spodoptera littoralis (African cotton leafworm)
Lineage: Eukaryota; Metazoa; Arthropoda; Insecta; Lepidoptera; Noctuidae
Source: the annotation of a GenBank genome assembly
AUGUUGUUUAAAAUAAUUUGUUUAACUGUGUUGGUGUUCGCUGGUGUUCAAUCAGCUGAACUGCCAGUCGCAAAAUGCAAUCUAGAAGAUUCCGCCUGUCUAAGGACGUCGUUCCAGAAAAUGAUGCCCAUAUUCAUGACCGGUGUACCUGAUGCUAACGUUGAAGUGCUGGAUCCUAUGGAAAUGGAUGACCUCGCCUUCGAUUUGGCUGGUCUACAGUUUACCAUGACCGGAGGCUUAAUGAGAGGAUUGAAGAACUCGAUCGUUGAUGGUGUCCAAUGGGACACGAAGAAAAAGACUUUUACGGUUGACUUCCAUAUGGACAACUCUGUGAAGGGUCACUACACUGCUAAUGGACGUAUCUUGAUUCUGCCUAUCACUGGUGACGGUCAGAUUAAGAUUAGACUGAAGCGUCUCCAACUGAAAAUUAAGAUAGCAUACGAUGUAGUAAAGGGACCCAACGGCAAGGACAUCAUCAAACCUAAGAAGUACAGCUUUGACUUCGAUGUCCAAGAGAGUGCUCAUUACCAACUGACCAAUUUGUUUAACGGAAACAAGGAGCUCAGUGAAACUAUGUUGACCUUCUUGAACGAAAACUGGAAGCAAAUCGCUGCGGAGUUCGGCAGACCCAUGAUUGAUUUAGCCUCAAAGAGAAUAUUCAAGAAUGUUGUCAACUUCUUUGAAGCUAACCCGAUAGAAGAGAUCACCAGUGCCUGA